UGGAAACAUGGCGGAUAGAGUGACUUGGGUUUGUUGCUUACUUGUCAUCUGUUUUGUGAGUUCCUUGGCAGAGGAAGCUGAAAAUUUAUCAGGGAAUGACUCAGUUGAAGAUGAAAAAAUGGUUGACGAAAACAGCGUUUCAGGAGGAGAAAAUGACACCAUCUUGGAAAUAUUCAAUAUAAAUGAAACAUCAAGCAAAACGGAGGUUAUAGCUGCAAAUGAAACGGAGUUAAAUGAAAGUCUGCCUCAAACUGAAAAUACCACGGAACAUAACAUUGAAGUCGUCAACUCUACAACCACUCCAAAAUGGUUUUGUAAGGGAAGGAACAAUUCACAAAAUAAUGACUCCCUACCACAGAGUGUGGCCAUAGUUGAUGCAGAGGAGUUGCUCAAGAUAAUUAAUUCGACGUCAGAUAAUAAUACUGAUGCUUGUGCAGUUGUUUUGUUUUUCACCCAGUAUUGUCCAUUUAGUGCAAAACUUGCCCCGAUGUAUAACGCUCUGGGACGAGUUUACAACAAUUUACCCAUUCUAGCUGUGGAUGCUUACAAACAACACAGUCUGAAUACUCGUUUUGGAGUGGUUGCUGUUCCCACCAUCUUGUUGUUUCACUCUGGAAAACCUGUGUUGAAAUUCAAUAAUUCAAUAACCCUGGAUGAUCUUAGAAUGUUUGUCAAGAACAACACUGGUAUUGAGGGCAACUUCAGUGUGGAGAUCUCAGAGGAAGAUUACAUUGGUCCAGUGAUAAACAAACCAACUGAAGAAACAGACUACUAUUUAAUAUUCUCGUCUCUGUUCCUUUUGAUGUUUGGUGCAUUUAUGUUUGCCAAGUCAAGCUAUCAGGAAUUGCUUUGGGACAGAAUACAAGCAAUUCCUUGGCGGAGAUUUGUUCAGUGGUUUAGAAGAGAUAAACAAGACUAGGGAAAAUUUCUGUUUGUCAGGCAGGCCAGGUGAACAUGUCAGCUGUGUGUAGGUAGGAACAUGUCAGUUUUAAGAUUGGACAGUACCAGUCAUGGUCAAACUAAUCCAAUCUUUUGAGAAAGGCUAGUCACUUUUCAUGCCUGUGCACAAAAUACUUGCUUGCCCAGUACUGGAAAGCCCAGUACUGGAAAUGGUGGUGCAAAUGGAAUUUUCUAUUGUUCUGGUAUUGAAAAUGCAAGAGAGCACAACUCCCAUGCCUUUACACACAAUGAAUGGAAUUCUUAAUUCCAUCUAGUCUAACACUUUAAAUAACCAGAUCAUUCCAUUUUGACCAGAUCUGAUCAAUAGGAAGUGCCAUGGCAAACAAGCAAUUGAAUUCAAAAUAACACACAUUUAUUUAUUUCAAUCCUUUGAGGAUAUCAUAAUCUCCUUUGCAAUUUUUGUUCAGUGUGAUGACACAACAUUUGCUCUUCUCAUUGGCCAAAGUUGUGUUUUGUGACCAAACAAAGGCUGCAAAGGAGACCAAGGAUUUUACUGGUAGAAAAUUAUGGUACAUUUAAGACCUAAUUGGACUGAAGUGAAAGUGAAAUGGAUGGGAAAAUCAGGAAAGCAAAAUAUUUUUUACAGAAGAGGAAUAAGAUAAUUUCUUGAGAGGAAAUAUAAACUACAUUUGAAUUUUUGGCUCUAUUACUGUCUUGCCAAACUGAAAAUUUGCUAUUUUUCAUUUGUAAUAAAUACGUUUCUUUCUUGAUUCUGAUUUCUAUAUGAUUGUCUGGAUCAUCUUGACCAGGACAAGUAAAUGGAAACCAGGCCAAAGUAUAAUGCCAAAACAAGUUCUGGUGACAGGAUAGUUGUCAAUAAUGUGCAUACUGUUGUCAUAAUUUUGUUAAAUUAUUAAUAGUUUCCAUAAUUAUUUAUUGGCUAAGAUAACAAGGUAAUGAAUAUUUGGGGUUUGUUAGCAAUAUAUUGAUGAAAAAUAACAUGAGUGUAUAGACUUUUUCUAAUCUUCAUUUGCCUGAGGUGUAUUUAUGGGUGGUUUAAGGUUCAGAGAAAUGCUAUAGUAAAAUGAAUGUCACAUAUUUAGUGGUUCUGAGUUCCUCUUAAGAGAAAGGUUGAUCAAAUUCGUAGAAAAAUGUAUUCUGAAAGAAUCUUACAACAGACAAAUAAACAACACAUUCUUUUAUGUGCUCAAGAAUAGGUGAGAAAAAACUAAUUGAGAUUUUAUUAACAGUUUUAAUAGUUACCAUAUUUAGAAGAUGAGCAGGCACACAGUAUCCAUAAGAACUCAAAAGACAAAUAAUUAACUUGUCAGUUUUAAAAGAUCCUUCCUUUUUGACAAGUGACAGAAAUGCAACCACAAGUUUCAAUUGUUCUCUAAAAUAUUUGAAGUUGUUACAACUGACAACCUCAUCAAGUAUCUGGCCUAUUUGGUAUAACAAAGAAAGGAAAUUUAAUUUACAGUGUUACGAUCAAUUAUUCUUUAUGUAACUGCUCACACUUUAAAAUUAAAAUAUACCCU
Molecule: messenger RNA, 2438 nt
Organism: Pocillopora verrucosa
Lineage: Eukaryota; Metazoa; Cnidaria; Anthozoa; Scleractinia; Pocilloporidae
Product: thioredoxin domain-containing protein 15-like
Biological process (GO): cilium assembly
Cellular component (GO): cilium
Source: RefSeq, a predicted model, not a curated record